AUGAAAAAAAUUCGGCCGGUAAAAACAUUAAAACCAUCACCGCCAGAGAUUCCUCUCAGGGAAUAUUCAUUAAUUAAAUUAGUUGAUAUUAAAGCACAAGAACUCAAAUAUGCACAACGGUUGCUUGAAUUGAGAGUUUGUCUCGGCUUCAUUGAUGAUGCCUUCAAGGAGAAAGAGUUAAUCGAUGAUUUACAAUCGCUUGUGGAUGAAUGGCAUGAAUAUAUCGAUAGCGUUCCAUAUCCGAAACCCUAUAAAUUAGCGGAUAUUGUAGAAUUCUAUACUAAGGCGAAAUAUUUAGAAGUUUGCAAUAUUCAAGAUGAUAUUUGUCACUCUUUAUUACCCGAUAAACGGUAUUUGCUUAGUCAGGAUUUCGUGACGAGGGAAGCAAUACAUCGAGCGAUGAAUAAGAGACCGCCUUUCAAACAAGAAUUAUCCAAAUUUAUUGGAGAUUCAUUAGAAAUUAUGCGGCGAAUUGAACUGUAUUUGGCGAACGAUCGUGAAACAGCUAAGGCAUCAAAGAAAUUAAUAUACGAAAUACGAGAUAUGAAAAAGACUAUUGCCAAUGAAAUAAUGGAUUAUAUUGAUCGUCAGACUUAUCGAAUAUUAAAUGCUCCAGAAAUUCUUAUGAAGUCAGUGGAUGCGAUAAGUUGUGAAUAUUCUCUAUCAUGUGAUAAUUGUGAUAUUCAUAUAUGGGGUCUUAAAAAUGUUCCCAUAAGUUUUGAAUUUCUAGAGGAACCACGAAUAUUGGUUGAUUUAUAUGAAAUAAAACUGCUAUUGCAUAUACCAUUUGGAAUAUUGGAACGUAAUAUGACCCUACAAGCAAUUCAUACAAAUUUCGAUCAUUUAAGUGAAAAUGCGAAGAGUUUUAAAUUUAUCACCGAAAUGGGAAAUCUAAAUUUCGGCAUACAAGAUUUACGCGAGUGUUUGCUAAAUGAAUUUAGAAUGCAAACGCAUAUGCAAAAAAAUAUAAGGGAGACAAUGCAAGAUAGAUAUCAGGCAUAUUUGGAAAAAAUUCAAUUAAAACGAUUGCGCAAAGGUCAACUUAUACCACAAACUAUUGAGUCUGAUGAAUAUCCAGAUAUCACGGACGAUUUCUUUGACGAGGAACACAAACAAUUCCAACAAUAUUUAGAUAUCGUAUAUCAUCCUGAAACAUUAAACUUGAGUAUCGAUGAGAUAAAUUUGAAAAAAUUUACUAUAUUAGGUGGUAUAUAUAAAUUGAAUUUUGUAAAGAAACCAAUGCAAACGCAUAUUGAUAAGGGCAAUAUCAAUAUGAUUUGGCAUAAUCCAGGUAAACAAUUGCUUAUCGAAAAAGAUGAUUAUUUUUCUACUUUUAAAUCACGUCAAUAUCAUCGCGAUCAUUCAAUUCGUUUGUCGAGUAUUGAUCCGAAAAAAGAAAUGCUAAAGGAAGAAAUCGAGGCAGAAAAUCCUUUUUUUGUAAUGGUAUUUCAUUUGCCUGAAUAUCUUUGUUAUUGGGAUGAGCCAAUCGCUUGUCAUUACGAAAAAUUUGAAGAGGAAGAAAUAAUUCGAGAGGAAAAAUCAUGGCAUGCUCAUUAUAAAAGCAUGGAUAGCUUUAAGAGAAGCCUAACAGAAUCCUUAGGCAGAGAUACACUCGAAUUUGGAGAUAUUGGAAGCGUUUUAAACAAAGCAUCAAAAAUAUCCUUUCAGCCAUCUCAGAUGAAAACCUAUUUUUCGUCGCGGAUCAUCGAAAAAGCAAUGCUAACCGAUGAGGAUAUAUUUGUUCACUCAGAUAUUUAUUUUGUAAAAGAUUUUCUCCUAAAUCAACCGAUGAAUGUUCAACAAGCGCGAUUGCUAGCAAGUUCCUGUACGCCACAUAUAUUGGAAUCUUUUAAAUUUCAAAGGGAAAUAGCCGAAGAAAAACAAGAGAAGCUUAUGCGUCACAAGCAUAAAUUUGGCAUGCUUCGUAAACAGAUGGAAGAAGAACGGUACAAACUAAAACCGAUUGGUUUACUUCCAUACGAUUUGAAACAAAAUAAUCCAGAAUAUUUAUUCACCAACUAUGGAAAAUCGAAAACCGUACUUGUAACCAAUACGUUAUUGCCAUUUAACGAUACUUUAUCCAAACCGCCCAUAACGUUCUAUCAACUGAUCAAAACGUUGUUGCGUAUUAAAAAAUUAACUAAAGAAGCAGAGAGUCAAAGAGUGCCACGUUUCUUUGUACCGAUCUCAUCGCCAUCAUUUCGCGAAGACGAGUCCAAAGUUGGUAUAAGCAAAUCAAUAAAGAGAGAUGCGCGAUCUUUUUUGAUGAAGCAUCCUAGUAUGGCAUUACAGCAGCAAAAAACUUUUCAAGAUGUAAAAAAAAGCAAAAUAAAGUUACUCGCUGAGAACGAAAAAAAGGUGAAAAGUGAUGAGCAACAAAUAACACGGAGUAUAAAAUCGGGGCAUACCGUCGAAGGGAGUGGAAAAAAAGCCUCGUUUGCAAAAAUGGAAUAUUCCGAGAUACUGCCACCGAUAAGAGCAAUGCAGCAACAAAGAAUAGAGUCAGACGGUGAAGACAGCACAGCAAGUUUAAAAUCAAGCAUUUUUACCGAUGAUGACGAAUCAUUCGAGAGUAUGGAGAGAAGAGGUGAAUUGAAAACUAAAACAAUUUCACAUUGGACCACAAAGUAUAUUAAAAGAUGUAAAUUCAAUAAAGAGGAAAAUAAGUACACCAUCGAAACGGAUAGAUUGGGUUAUAUCGGAUUUGCGUGUAAAACUUACGUACACUUUCCAUUUACAUGUUGGGAAUUAGAACCUAAUAGUACGGAUCCCUUGAGUGAAGUAAUCUUUACGCUGGUAACGCAGCAUGUUAAAUGUGUAUUCCAUAUCACUAAUCAAGGCAUACUAGGUCGCGUUGUCGAGCCCGGUCCGUUCACAAGAAAACUUAAAAAGUACUUGAUAAUGGAGAAGCCGCUUAAAAAUAUUUCUGAAUUGAAAAAAAUUUUCAAAGAGAAAAACAUUAAUAUAUUCCCCGAGAAUGAUGCCAGCUUUUAUAUUGAACAAGGCUGUUAUUCUCAAAAGCAUUUAGCUACGGAAAUGCAUACUUACUGUUGCAUGGCAUUGCACAGUUGUCUAAUGAAAUUCUCAUCUAGCAUAUGGAAUAGAUGGGCUAAACGACGAGAUAUCAUUUUGCAUUUUGUUAAAUACCAAGAGAAUCCGUCAGCAACGUUACAAGUUCAUAUUACACCCGAAGAGACACGAUUUGUUGAGGUUACCGAAAUUUGUGCGCAGAGCGAUGAAGUUAAAUUGGCGUUUACGCCUACGUGGCGUAACAUUAACUUUUACUGUGACUUGCAUAAUGCGAUUAUGUCGGUCGAAAGUUACGCGCUGGAGCGACGUUGCCGAGACAAACAAAUGAUUUGUUAUCUGAAAAUGCUUUUAAGCGAAAUAAGACCUCUUAGCUUUUCAUGA
This is a messenger RNA of Glossina fuscipes, 3411 nucleotides long. RefSeq lists its product as uncharacterized. Bases 1 to 3411 code for a protein of 1136 amino acids. NCBI's taxonomy places the organism in Eukaryota, Metazoa, Arthropoda, Insecta, Diptera, Glossinidae. The transcript is spliced from 9 exons. The record is from RefSeq and is a predicted model, not a curated record. Gene Ontology annotation, molecular function: beta-tubulin binding; microtubule binding.